GACAAAUGCACUUUGUGUCACACGUUUUUGAAUAAUGUAGGUAAACAAACGCUGUGUGUUCGCAGGUGUGUGCGAACGUCGCGACGCGUCCUUACACCUUACACACGCAGGGGAACCUUGAAUGCAUCUCCCCGACAUUGGACGUGUCGCGUAGAGAAAAUACAAAACACACUAAAUAAAAAUGGUCAAGGAUGGCCCCCUCCGCGGCACCCUUAACAUUGAAACAAUGGCUGAUUGCGGCGCGCAUUGUGUGCAAUAUCGCCGUGGCGCGAUGUGCGGCCCGCCGCCGCGCACGUAUAUAAGCACGGAGGGCCGAAACGGUGGUUCGUCUUAUUUCGUCGGAUGUCAACCGCGCGCAAUUGGUGCAACAACAGCAAAACGAAAGUAAAAACCGAAGAUGAAGUGCAUUCGCGUGCUGUUUGUGUGUCUGCUCAUUGUGGUCGGAGGGCUGAGUGCGCCUGGUAGUCGGAAUGAUGCAAUCGUGCAACGUAACGCGUGUAAUUGCGUUUGUGGAGUAAGCAACAGGCAAAUGCGAGUCGUCGGCGGUAACAUUACCAAAGUGCAUGAAUUCCCAUGGAUUGCUGGUUUAUCUAAAAGUGGAGAAUUCUACUGUGGAGCUAGUUUAAUCACAAGGAAACAUGUCUUAACAGCAGCACACUGUGUCAACGGUUUCGACGUGCGCAGUAUAACCGUGGUGCUAGCGGAUCAUGACCGCAACUCUGCAAAUCGUCUCGGCGAGACCAUCGUGCGAGGCGUGCGGAGGGCGCGUCAACAUCGCGCGUUCGACAAAGUCAGCUACAAUAAUGACAUCGCCGUCCUGGAGCUGGACGCGCCGGUGGAGUUCGGACCUAAGGUGCAGGCGGCCUGCCUGCCAACGGGCGGCGACGACGCUUACGCUGGACGUCUUGCUGUUGUUGCCGGUUGGGGGAAAACUGACGAGCGUGGUAAGGUAUCGCACAUCCUUCGCAAGGUUGCAGUGCCCGUAUGGAACAAGAAAGAUUGUUAUGAUGCUGGUUAUGGAUCCAAACGUCUAUCAGAGAAUAUGUUUUGUGCUGGAUAUCCGGAUGGUGGUAGAGAUGCUUGUCAGGGUGAUAGUGGUGGACCACUGCAUAUGAACACAAACAAUGGAAAUAUGGAACUCAUUGGGCUUGUAUCCUGGGGACGAGGAUGUGGAAGACCUAAUUUACCAGGGAUCUACACAAAAAUUACCAAUUAUAUUGAUUGGGUCACUGAAUCCCUGAAUGGGGAAUGUCUGUGUCCUCCGGCGGUAUAUAACCCCAAACAUGCAUUUGACACAUCGUUCAAGAACAACGUGAUAUAUGAACGCAGCCAAAGAGAGAGCACAAACGGAACUGGAAGAUUCCUCUUUAAUCAGUUGUUUGGAAUCGCUAAUCUCAUAGCAGGUGGAGGAAGCAAUGAUGAUGAAGAGGAUGAAGAUCCAAAAACGAAAAAUUGUACCUGUGAAUGUGGUCUCUCCAAUCAAGAGAAUCGUAUUGUUGGUGGACGUCCAACUGGAGUAAACCGUUAUCCAUGGAUUGCACGCUUAGUCUACGAUGGACAUUUCCAUUGUGGGGCUUCCUUACUAACCGAAGAUUAUGUAUUAACAGCUGCGCACUGCGUGAGAAGAUUAAAACGGUCCAAAAUUCGUGUGGUUCUUGGUGAUCACGAUCAAACUACUACGGAGGAUGCUCCGGCAAAGAUGCGGGCUGUGGCGGCGAUCAUACGCCAUCGAAACUUUGAUGCAGAUUCUUACAAUCAUGAUAUUGCUUUGUUAAAGUUGCGAAAACCUGUUGAAUUUACCAAAAAUAUAAGACCUAUUUGUUUACCAUCAAGUUCAGGUAGUUUUGACCCUGCUGGUAAAAUGGGCACAGUUGUUGGCUGGGGUCGCACCGCAGAAGGCGGUAUGCUUCCUGGUAUUGUCCAAGAAGUUCAAGUGCCCAUUCUGAGUCUUAACGAAUGUCGCGCAAUGAAAUACAGAGCAUCUCGUAUUACUUCUUAUAUGCUGUGUGCUGGUCGAGGGUCAAUGGAUUCUUGCCAAGGUGAUAGUGGUGGACCACUAUUGGUACCCAACGGAGAAAAAUAUGAAAUAGUUGGAAUUGUUUCUUGGGGUGUAGGCUGCGGACGUCCUGGUUAUCCCGGCGUGUACACAAGAGUUUCCAAGUACCUCAACUGGUUGCGUUAUAACUUGGAGGAUACUUGCGUGUGCGCAUGACACGCUUCCGAGGACAACUCUGUAGCUAUUUAUUUUUACGAGAAUAAAACGAAAACACGACCCAAAAACCUUAAUUGUCUUACCGGGCGCGUCGGCGCAGAGGAGUCCGCAUUCGACAUUAAUACGUUUUCGAUUUUUCGAUUUAUGUUUCGGGCAAAACAUGGCCGCGACGCACCGCACGUUGAGAAUGGUCAUGACAUGAGUGUGUGCGUGUCGGCAUGCGCCCACCAACCGAAAAACAACGAGAAACCGGCUUAGAUGCUAAUUAAUGCGUCGGACUCGUGCGAACAAAGACCGCACAGAAUCAAACUUAUCACCAAACGACCAAAAACACACAAAAAUAUCAUCGAAUGCUGCAUUCAUCUUAAAUCACAGUUACAUAUUCAUUCAAAUUCGUGUAUAUUUGUAAGUAUAGCAACUAGAAUAAGUUUUAGAUCCGAAUUAUUCUGUACCUAUUUCCAAAACUUGUGUAUAUAAAGAUUGAGAUAACAUUAAAUACUGUCCUGAUGUGAAAAAGGCAAUAAACCGCAUUUUAAUCGAAAGUCA
Dalotia coriaria is the source of this 2758-nucleotide messenger RNA. Its product is annotated as transmembrane protease serine 9-like. Gene Ontology annotation, biological process: proteolysis. Bases 398 to 2212 code for a protein of 604 amino acids. The record is from RefSeq and is a predicted model, not a curated record. The transcript has 10 exons. Gene Ontology annotation, molecular function: serine-type endopeptidase activity. Lineage: Eukaryota; Metazoa; Arthropoda; Insecta; Coleoptera; Staphylinidae.